Molecule: messenger RNA, 286 nt
Organism: Staurois parvus
Lineage: Eukaryota; Metazoa; Chordata; Amphibia; Anura; Ranidae
Source: the annotation of a GenBank genome assembly
ACUGCGAACACAGUACAGGAGAUGACCAGAGACUGCGGACAUAGUACAGGAGAUGACCAGAGACUGCAGACAACAGUACAGGGGAUAACCAGAGACUGCGGACAGUACAGGGGAUGACCAGAGACUGCAGACAGUACAGGGGAUGACCAGAGACUGCGGACAGUACAGGGAUGACCAGAGACUGCGGACAGUGCAGGCGAUGACCAGAGACUGUGGACAUAGUACAGGAGAUGACCAGAGACUGCGAACACAGUACAGGAGAUGACCAGAGACUGCAGAUAGUACA